CCGCAUAGUUCACAACGUUUCUCGUCCUUAACGUUGAAUCGCACGCGUACCUAAGACAAACCACGAGUUAUGCAGUUAAAAUGUUUAAGCGCUCUAUACUGAUAUUAGCUCUACCAUAAACUAUUAGUUGUUUGUACACUGUACAUUUGGUAACUACUCUAUAAUAUUGGUUUAGAAUAGAUCUGCGAGAUAAAUUUCUUCAGCAUUUGAGCCAAUUUGAGUUUUAAUUUGGACAGAAGCAUCGGAUUUCGGAUCGUUUCGAAGAAUUUAAAGUGAAAUUUUAUACUUGCAGUACGGAUUUCAUCUGAGUUUGACACCGGAAAAGCGAGGUUCCCUCCAUUUUCCACGCCAUCCGAGAUGGCUCCAGCAGAAAUGGCGGGAAGGGAUGAACAAUGAUCGGAGUUCUCAAAUGCUGUGUGAAAUCCGGGGCAUCAGCAGUAUCAAAACUUGCCUUUCCAUGCAACUAAAUGGGACUUUCAACUUCAGCCUGGACGAGGCGAUCGGUAUCCUCAUCGAGCAUCAGAGACGCAACAGAAAUGUUGGACAGGUGACAGAGUAUGUCCUGAUAGUCGUCUACUCCUUCCUCAUCCUCCUCGGGCUCUUCGCCAACCUUGUGGUCAGUUUCGUGGUCGCCAGAAGACCUCAGAUGCACACCGCCAGGAACCUGUUCAUCGUCAACCUCACCUUAUCCGACAUGACCCUCUGUGUCAUCUGUAUGCCCUUCACACUGCUCAAGAUAAUCCGACGUCAGUGGGACAUGGGGGAGCUGCUGUGUAAACUCGUCCCUGUACUGCAAGGUACCAACAUCCUAGUGUCUGUUGGGACUAUCACAGUGAUCGCUUUAGACCGCUACUUCACCAUUGUUCACACACACAACGGCACAGAUAGAGCCAGAGUCGUGUGUUCCAUUGUCUGUGUGUGGCUACUUUCACUAGGCGCUACUCUGCCGAUAUUCUUCUAUCAAGUGGUCGAGCCAUUCAAAUUCCAGGAGGUGGUGUUGUACGAGAUGUGCAUAGAGAGUUGGCCCUCGCAAGAACUGAAGUUGCUGUACUCUGUCUGUAUUCUGCUGAUACAAGCCGUCAUCCCCGCCCUGGUGGUGGUCGUGGUCCACGCCAGGAUAUCCUCACAUCUGCACGCGCACGCCAAGACUCAGCGGGACUCGCGGAGAGCGCAGCGCGAGCUGGCGAGGAACAAGAGGACUACUGUGCUGCUCUCGGUGGUAGCCGUGCUGUUCGCUGUCAGCUGGACUCCCCUGGGUGUCUUCUCUCUAGCCUCCGAGGUCAUAUCACCUCCCGACUCCUCGCAGUCUCUCUACGUCACACUGGCCGUAUGUCACGUGAUCGCCAUGUCCUCCGCGGUCUCCAACCCCGUCAUGUACGGCUGGAUGAACUCCAACAUCAGACAAGAGUUGAUGCAACUGCUGCCGUGGAAGUGUGGUAGGAGUAGUAACGCUGGGAGGAGUGUGGCGGAGGAAGGGACCACAAGAACUGUAUUACCCCCCACCACCAACAACCGGAGGGAAAGUGUAAGUCUACUGGUGCACAACGGAGACAGACACCCUCCUAGAUCUAACACGGUGCUGACUGAAUUGUAAUGUCUGUGAUAAUAGGUGAAAGGUGUAAAUAUAUUUUAAAUGUUUUGACAUGUAAAUAUAUAAUCUUAAUAAUUUGUGAAUAAAUUAUCUCUUUUAAGAAAUACAUCUUUUAUUGCAGUGCAACGUAAUGGACUCUAAUAAUAAAAUAAGGAACAGUAUUUCAAGCUUGAUUUAAAACUACGACAAAAGAAAUUAAAAUAUUCUCUUUUUUGAACUGUAAAUGUUGUGAUAUAUGAUAACUACUGAAACUGUUAAAAGCUACUUAUCGAGAUAAAAUAGGAUAUUUUUACUUAAAAUGUUGUGAUU
Macrosteles quadrilineatus (aster leafhopper) is the source of this 1900-nucleotide messenger RNA. RefSeq names its product neuropeptide F receptor-like. Lineage: Eukaryota; Metazoa; Arthropoda; Insecta; Hemiptera; Cicadellidae. Gene Ontology annotation, biological process: G protein-coupled receptor signaling pathway. Gene Ontology annotation, cellular component: membrane. Gene Ontology annotation, molecular function: neuropeptide Y receptor activity. The transcript is spliced from 6 exons. The coding region runs from base 386 to 1594 and encodes 402 amino acids. The record is from RefSeq and is a predicted model, not a curated record.